Molecule: messenger RNA, 2752 nt
Organism: Myotis lucifugus (little brown bat)
Lineage: Eukaryota; Metazoa; Chordata; Mammalia; Chiroptera; Vespertilionidae
Gene: CHTF18
Product: chromosome transmission fidelity factor 18
Exons: 20
Molecular function (GO): ATP hydrolysis activity; ATP binding
Source: RefSeq, a predicted model, not a curated record
UGUAGCGCGGGAGCUUCGGAGCCGGCGGCGACUCCGGCGGGCUCGGCGGGCACGCGUGGCCAUGGAGGACUACGAGCGGGAGCUGCACGGCGUCGAGGACGACUUCCACAGCCAGUUUGCGGACGAGCUCGAGGUGCUGGCGGAGCUGGAAGAGCUGCCCCAUCCCUGGUGGCUUUUGCUCCUCCAGUCCUUAAGCCCUUCCGUGGGCACCCAGUGGCGUGGCCGUGGCCGCCUGGACCUGCUGGGUGUGUCUUUCGCUUCUCUGAAGGAGCAGGUUGACAGUGAGCGGCGGCAGCGAUUGCUCGAAGAGGCCCAGCGGCUCUCAGAGACGCUGCACAGCCUCAGGACAGAGGAGAUGGAAGAGGAGACCCCUGAGGAGGUGCCGGCUAACCGCCAAGAAGACUCCCCGCACAGCCUCUGGGUGGAUGAAUUUGCGCCCCGGCACUACACGGAGCUGCUCAGUGACGAUUUCACCAACCGCUGCCUCCUCAAGUGGCUGAAGCUGUGGGACCUCGUGGUGUUCGGCCGAGAGAGGCCGGCCCGGAAGCCCAGGCCCAGUGUGGAGCCGGCCCGGGUUGGCAAGGAGGCCACAGCUUCCAGCAAGUGGAAAAGCCACGACCAGGUGUUGGAGGAGAUGCUCGAGGCUGAGCUGGACCUGAGCCGGCGGCCCCGGCAGAAAGUAGCGUUGCUAUGUGGACCCCCUGGGCUGGGCAAGACCACUCUGGCCCACGUGAUCGCAAGGCAUGCUGGGUACUGUGUGGUGGAAAUGAAUGCAAGUGACGACCGCAGUCCUGAGGCCUUCCGCACGCACAUUGAGGCGGCCACGCAGAUGGAGUCGGUGCUGGGCAUUGGUGGGAAGCCCAACUGCCUGGUUAUCGAUGAGAUCGAUGGGGCCCCCACGGCUGCCAUCAACGUGCUCCUCAGCAUCAUUGACCGCAAGGGCCCGAAGGAGGCAGAGCUGGGGGGCCGGGCCAUGUUGGCGGGUGAGGGGCGGCGGCCGCGGGCAGAGGGGGGUCUCUUGAUGAGGCCAGUCAUCUGCAUCUGUAAUGACCAGUUCGCGCCUUCUCUGCGGCAGCUGAAGCAGCAGGCUUUCCUGCUCCACUUUCCACCUAUACUACCCUCCAGACUCAUACAGCGGCUGCAGGAGAUCUCCCUACGGCAGGGCCUGCAGGUCGACCCAGGUGCCCUAGCAGCCCUCUGUGAGAAGACAGACAAUGACAUCCGAGCCUGCAUCAACACCCUGCAGUUCCUGCACGGGCGAGGCCAGCGGGAGCUGAGUGUUCAGGCUGUGCAGACCACGCGAGUCGGCCUCAAGGACCAGCGCAAGGGGCUCUUCUCCGUGUGGCAGGAGGUCUUCCAGCUGCCCCGGGCCCAGAGGCGACGUGUGGGCCAGGACCCCACUCUGCCCACCCACACGCUCCUGCUGGGCGAUGGGCUCACGGGGCUGGGGCACCGGGCUGCCGAGGCACCCCUGACCAUGGCUGCACAGCGGUUCUACCAUAUCCUGCAUGUGGCUGCCUCCUCGGGCGAGCAUGAGAAGGUCGUCCAGGGCCUGUUUGACAACUUCCUGCGGCUGCGGCUGCGGGACUCCAGCCUGGGCACCGUGUGUACGGCCCUGGACUGGCUAGCCUUUGAGGACAUGCUGGGCCAGGCCGCCCACCACAGCCAGAGCUUCCAGUUGCUGCGCUACCAGCCCUUCCUGCUUGUGGCCUUCCACUUGCUGUUCGCCUCCAGCCAUGUGCCAAGGAUCGCCUUCCCGAGUAGCCAGCAGGAGGCCCAGAACCGGACAAGUCAGGUGCAGAACCUGAUCCAGACACUGGUGUCAGGUAUUGCUCCGGCCACUCGCAACCAAACAGCGCCCCAGGCCCUCGUCCUGGACACCCUCUGCCUGCUCCUGGACAUCCUCGUGCCUAAGCUUCGCCCUGUGAGCACGCAGCUGUACAGCACGCGUGAGAAGCUCCAGUUGAGCAGCCUUGUGGGCACCAUGCUUGCCUACAGCCUAACCUACCGCCAGGAGCGCACGCCUGACGGGCAGUAUGUCUACAGGCUGGAGCCGAACUUGGAGGAGGUCUGCCGCUCCCCUCAACUGCCUGCCCUAAAGGAACUGACGAGAGCCGGAGGAGCUUAGUACUCGCGAGAUGAAAUGGAGGGGAUGCGGCGGGCAGAGGCCUUGGCCCGAGAUGGGGACAGCCCCCAGGUGGAUGGCAGUCCCCCCAAGGCCAAGGGCCCACAGGGGGCUGCUGGGGGGAAAGGGGCACAGCCACCCACCCCACGCGGCCACGAGCAGCGGCUGGAGCGCAUCCUGAAGAGAGCAGCCCUGGAGGACCAGACCGAGAGGGAUUUCUUCGGCCGUGUGGUCAUCAGGAGAGCAGCAGCCCUGAGUGCAGAGAACACAGCCCCUGAGACUGACGCGGUCGAGCAGCGCAUGGGCACUGCGGUGGGCAGGAGCGACGUCUGGUUCCGCUUCAAGGAGGGCGUCUCCAACGCUGUGCGACGCAACCUGCACAUCAGGGACCUGCUGUAGCUGGGUCACACCAGACACCCCACUCCAUGGAUACCCCAGGUCCGUGCUGGAUGCUCUGAUUUACACCGGAUGCCCCAGUGUUCAUGACUGACACCCAGAUCGACACCAGGCACCCAAGGUCAUGCUGGAUGUCCCCAGAUCCACACUGGACCCCUUGGUGUUGCUUUCUCUGUUAUUUUUUAUUUGGAUUUUGAGAGGACAUUAUUAAAGCUGGGGACAGUGACACAG